Molecule: messenger RNA, 2026 nt
Organism: Melanaphis sacchari
Lineage: Eukaryota; Metazoa; Arthropoda; Insecta; Hemiptera; Aphididae
Gene: Mocs1
Product: GTP 3',8-cyclase, mitochondrial
Exons: 8
Coding region: 109-1752 (547 amino acids)
Biological process (GO): Mo-molybdopterin cofactor biosynthetic process
Molecular function (GO): metal ion binding; cyclic pyranopterin monophosphate synthase activity; 4 iron, 4 sulfur cluster binding
Source: RefSeq, a predicted model, not a curated record
UUUAAUAUAUCUUAAUGGUAACCGGUUGUACAGUAUUGCCCAGCACUUUAAACUCUAUAGACGUGUGCAAUACAGUUACAUACUAAUAUUGUUUGUAAAUUCUAUACAAUGAUGCUACGUGCGAUUUAUAAGAGCAAGUGGUCCGUCAAAUCGAUUUCAACAAAAAAAUCAUUGUUUGAUGAAGUUUUGACGGACACAUUUGGUAGGAAACAUAAUUAUCUUCGAGUGUCACUGACUGAACGUUGUAAUCUUAGAUGUGAAUAUUGUAUGCCACUUAAAGGUACAAAUCUGUCGGAACAAUCGAAGUUGCUUUCGAAUAGCGAAAUAGUCCGUUUAGUUUCAUUAUUUGCUAAACACGGAGUGGAUAAAAUUCGAAUCACUGGUGGAGAACCUACAGUAAAAAAGGAUAUUAUUCAAAUAGUUGAAUCACUCAGAGAUAUCAAAAAACUUAAAACAAUUGCAAUGACUACAAACGGUUUAACUCUAACAAAACAUUUGGUGGAUCUUCAGCGAGCUGGAUUAAACGCGCUAAACGUUAGUUUAGACACGUUGCAACAAAAAACAUACGGUAACAUCACUAGAAGAGACGGUCGGUUAUUGAAAAAAGUAUUAGCAGGCAUCGAUUUGGCAUUGCAAUUAGGAUUCAAUCCAGUUAAGGUGAAUUGUGUAUUGAUGAGAGGAAUAAACUUCGACGAGUUACGUGAUUUCGUUGAAAUGACUAGAGACCGGACAAUCAGUUAUCGGUUUAUCGAAUUUAUGCCGUUUUCAAUGAAUGAAUGGGACGAAAAGCGAAUGGUGCCUUAUAAAGAAGCAAUCCAAGAGAUAAUGAAGUCGUAUCCUAAUUUCGAACCUUGCGAUAAUGAGCUAAACUCAACUUCAAAGAUGUAUCGGGUGCCAGGAUUUGCAGGCAACAUUGGCUUCAUAUCUUCCAUGACCGAAGAUUAUUGCGACAGCUGUAACAGACUCAGAUUAAUGGCUGACGGAAAUCUGAAAGUAUGCUUGUUUCAAAAUAAUGAAAUCAGUUUAAGAGAUCCGCUUCGGAAAGGAGCUUCAGAUGAAGAAUUACUGGACAUCAUAUCGAAUGCUGUGAAUGAUAAAAAGCGGAAACAUGCUGUAGCUGAUCGGAGCACGUCGGUGGUGAGCGCGAACCGCGGCGGCCGUCUCGCCAGAAACGUUCGUACGGCGUCCAGCGGCGGCCGUAUUCUCGCCCGAAACAUUUGUACGGCUUCCGGUGACGGCGACGGCGGCGGUGACGAUCGACCGCGCCUGACGCACGUGGACGGACGAUCGGGAGACGCGCGCAUGGUGGACGUUUCGGGAAAACGCGAAACUCGGCGGACGGCCACGGCGGUGGCUCGCGUCCGGUUGGACGCGACGGCCACGCGGCUGGUUGCCGAGGACGCGUGCAAGAAGGGCGACGUGCUGUCCGUGUCCAGGCUGGCGGGCAUGUGCGCGGCCAAGGCCACGUGGCAGCUGAUACCGUUGUGUCACCAGAUCAGGCUGGACUCCGUGGCGGUGGACUGCCGGCUGGACGAGCGCCGCGGCCGCGUCCACAUAACGGCCACGGCCGUCAGCACCGACCGCACGGGCGUCGAAAUGGAGUGCCUGACGGCGUGCGCGGUGGCCGCGCUCACCGUCUACGACAUGUGCAAAGCCGUCAGCCGGGACACGGUUAUCGAGCACGUCAAACUGUUGUCCAAGACGGGCGGCAAAACCGAUUACCGAGCAAAGGACGACGACGUCGACGGUUAGCCAACAUUAUGUAUAAUUUUAUGUCGGGGCAAAACGAUCGUUUUAGACGUUUUUCGGCGAGUAAGAUAUUGCUUUCAAAACUCACUUGUCCGUACCUACUUACAUAUUCGCUAAAUCAUAUUAUUAUUGUUUAUCAGUAUCAUAUUGUGUAGUACCUACCUAUCACAACAUCUAAUCAGAUGUUGACUGAUGUUGUCCGAUCUUCUUUAUACUUGUAAUAAUUUUUUUUAUACAAAUGUUUAAUAAUUUAAUAGUAUUUGACUAGACGAUUUGA